Erinaceus europaeus (western European hedgehog) is the source of this 10712-nucleotide messenger RNA. RefSeq names its product REL proto-oncogene, NF-kB subunit (gene REL). Lineage: Eukaryota; Metazoa; Chordata; Mammalia; Eulipotyphla; Erinaceidae. The record is from RefSeq and is a predicted model, not a curated record. Bases 445 to 2223 code for a protein of 592 amino acids. Gene Ontology annotation, molecular function: RNA polymerase II cis-regulatory region sequence-specific DNA binding; DNA-binding transcription factor activity, RNA polymerase II-specific. Gene Ontology annotation, biological process: non-canonical NF-kappaB signal transduction; response to cytokine; innate immune response. The transcript has 10 exons. Gene Ontology annotation, cellular component: cytoplasm.
GGGCGGGGCGGGGCGGGGCUGCGCGGGGCGGGGCGGGGCGCGGGCCGCCAAGUGCGGACGUGAGCGCGUCGGCCUCCUGGACGGGCCGCCCCCGCCCCCGCCCCCGAGGAAGGCGGUGGCGCGGGCCCUGCGUCAGCGGUGGGAAAUCCCCCUCCGGCCCGGCCGCCUGCCUCCUGGCGGGGCGAGCGCGGGUCUCUGCCGCGCUCCGCCCCCUGCCCCUGGCUCGCGCUCCCUGUGGACCCGCGACGCCGGGUGACCGGAGCGCGAGAAUCAAGGGGGUGGGAAGGUGUGAGCCGCAAGCCCGGAGGAGGGCGGGAAGGAGGAGGAGACCCGGGGGUGGACUGGGGGACUGGGGGUCCCGCCGGCAUAGGUCCCACGGCCGGCUGACUGAAGGGCGGCGGCCUCCGGUCCCGGCGUUUGGAGCGGGCGACGCGGCGAGCAGCCAUGGCCUCGGGUGGGUAUAACCCAUAUAUAGAGAUAAUUGAACAACCCAGGCAAAGGGGAAUGCGCUUUAGAUACAAAUGUGAAGGACGAUCAGCAGGUAGCAUUCCAGGGGAGCACAGCACGGAGAACAACCGGACAUACCCGUCUAUCCAGAUUAAGAACUAUUAUGGAAAAGGAAAAGUGAGAAUCACACUAGUAACAAAGAAUGACCCAUAUAAACCACACCCUCACGAUUUAGUAGGAAAAGACUGCAGAGAUGGCUUCUAUGAAGCAGAAUUUGGACAAGAACGCAGACCUUUGUUUUUUCAAAAUUUAGGUAUUCGAUGUGUAAAGAAAAAAGAAGUAAAAGAAGCUAUUAUUUCGAGAAUAAGGGCAGGAAUCAAUCCGUUCAAUGUCCCUGAACCACAGCUGCUUGAUAUUGAAGACUGCGACCUAAAUGUGGUGAGAUUAUGUUUCCAAGUUUUCCUACCUGAUGAACAUGGUAAUUUAACAACAGCUCUACCUCCCAUCAUCUCUAACCCAAUUUAUGACAACCGGGCUCCUAAUACUGCAGAAUUAAGAAUUUGUCGUGUAAACAAGAACUGUGGAAGUGUCAGAGGGGGAGAUGAAAUAUUUCUACUCUGCGAUAAAGUCCAGAAAGAUGAUAUAGAAGUUCGGUUUGUGUUGAACGAUUGGGAAGCAAAAGGCAUCUUUUCACAAGCUGAUGUUCACCGUCAGGUAGCCAUUGUUUUCAAAACACCGCCAUACUGUAAAGCUAUAAUGGAACCCGUAACGGUCAAAAUGCAAUUGCGGAGACCUUCUGACCAGGAAGUUAGUGAAUCUAUGGAUUUCAGAUAUCUGCCAGAUGAAAAAGAUAUGUAUGGCAAUAAAGCAAAAAAACAAAAAACAUCUCUACUUUUUCAGAAACUGCGGCAAGAUUGUGUUAAUUUUCCUGAAAGAACUAGACCUGGCCCCCUAGGAUCAACUCCAGAAGGAAGAUUCAUCAAAAAAGAAUCAAACUUGUUUUCACAUGGUCCAGUUUUGCCAGACAUGCCCAGGAUUUCAGGAAUUUCGAGUCAACCAGAAUCCUACUAUCCCUCUUCUGCAUCCAUCUCAAGUGUAUUGUCACAUCAUACUUCAGUCUUACCCUCAGUGGUCCCACAACCUUCUCCAAGUUGGUCAUCAGUGGCCCGCUCCACUUCACACUCAGUCAGUACAAAUUCAGUGAAUUUUUCAACAGAAAUAGUUUCUUCUAAUUCACAAGAUAUGACAUCAUUCCUAAACCCAUCUGCUAUGAGUGAUUUGAGUCCUGCUAAUGCUUGCCUUUUUAACAGUAUUGAUGACAUAGGCAGAAUGGAAGCUUCAUCAAUGUCACCACCUGACUUAUAUGCUAUUUCUGAUGCCAGCAUGCUACCUAACUGCUCUGUGAAUAUAAUGACACCUAGUAAUGACAGCAUGAGGGAGACUGAUAAUCCAAGACUUAUGAGCUUGAAUAUUGAAAACCUCUCAUGUAAUUCAGUGUUAGACCCCAGUGACUUGAGACAACUCCAUCAGAUGUCUUCAUCCAGUAUAUCAACAGGUGCCAGUUCCAGUACUACUGUUUUUGCUUCACAAUCAGAUACAUUUGAGGGAUCUGACUUCACUUGUACAGAUAAUAGCAUGAUAAAUGAGUCUGGACCAUCAAAUUGUACUAAUCCCAACAGUCAUAGUUAUGUUCAAAGCACUCAGUAUUCAGGUAUUGGUACUAUGCAAAAUGAGCACCUAAGUGACUCGUUUCCAUUUGGGUUUUUUUCAAGUUAACUUGUUAGAUUUAAAUGGUGAAUCAAGACUUAAUUUUUUUAAAAAAUGUUUUGCAGCCAUUAGAUGCUACCUAUAUAGUUACAGCAUUUUCUAUUUCUCUGAUCAGAAAUUAAAAACAGGGUUAUGGUGAUUUGUAUUUUGUAAACUUCAUAUUUGAGGUAUUAUAGUUCAAAAGCUUAUUCAUCAGGAAGAAACAUAAAAUCUUGGAUAUGUGGAAGAUAACCUCUAACAGAGAGUCUUGGCUUUGGAGAAUUCCUCAUUUAGCUAACAGAUAGACGCAUUUAUUUCCACCUUCAUGAAGAACUGGGGGAAUAAAAGUACAGCAUUUACAGAAAGCUUUUGCUUCAAGACUGAAUCAAUCCUCACAGAUUGAACUUCUGGCUUAUGAUUCCAUGUGGAAUCCUACAUGCACAAAAAAAUUUAUUUAAAUCAGCUCAUUUCAACCAAGGUUAAAUCACUAUUAGGCCAUAAGAAAUGUAUAAUGAUCUGUGACAGGUUAAGUUGAAUAAAAUCAGUUCUUCUAUUAAAAGAAAACCUUUGAGGUAUACAAAUUUUGAGUAUACCUUUGUAGAAUACAAAGUUGGAAACUAUCAUAUAAGGAAAAUUCCAACAUAGAAACUUAAGAGUUUGAUAUUGUCUGGUCUUUUGAAACAUGUGACCUGAUAAAAUGUACACUGGGAAUUCUUUCUCUGAGUCCUGCCACAUUUCUUAGGACAGACAGAGGAGAAUUAGAAUAAGGAUCAAAUUUUCCUAAGUAUGCGUUUUUUAUACUUCUGUAAUGUAUUAAUGUAUUCUUAGUUAAACAAAUUAAUUGAUAUUUGCUUUUAAAAGCAAAUUUAAGGUAAAACCUGUAAUGGCUAUGCCAUUGAAAAAAAAUUUACUUUAUUUUUGAAGCUUAUGGGCCAAGGUGACCCCUAAGGGGUUUUCUGAAGCUUUGUGGAGUUUUUUUUAGAUGUAUAUGUCAAUAAAAAUUUCAAAAUGCUAAGUUAGGCAGAAGGCGAUUAAAGUAAACUUUCAGGGUUCUUUGUUUUGGACUUAAUACUGCUUAUAAUCUUAAUGUUAAGGGAAAUAAGUGUCUUGGACUACUCCUUUUGUGUUUUUAGUACCUUUAAUCUCAUCUAGUUUUAUACUGUCAACUUGCCAGUUUUACCUUAGCAGAGACCUGUCCCUUGACCUCUAGACUUGGAGAGAGAUAGAGAAAUAGAGAGAGGGGGAGCAAGGGAGGGAGAAGAGUGUGUAAAACUGCUUAUUUAGCAUUUAUGCCUAGAAAUGUAAAGCUUAAACUCAACACAUCCAAAGCUGAGUUAUUAAAUCCUCCCUCUCAAACUACUUCAAGUCUUCCUCAGUUGAGUAAAUGGCAAUGCCAUGCUUCUAUUUGUUCAGGUCCAAGCCUGGUGUCAUCCUUAGUCUUUCCUUUUUCUCUUUCUUUUCUCCCACAUUCAAUUCAUCAGCAAAUCUGGUAUGCCUUACUUCCAAAAUAAUCCAAAAGGCAAUCACAUCUUUUGAACUCUACUACUAAAAUCCUCAUCCAAUGCUCUCUUGCCUAAGAUGGAAGCUACUGUUUUCCCAGCAGCAACCAAAGAAGGUUUUUUGUUUGUGUGUUUGUUUGUUUUUGCCAGAGCACUAUUCAGCUCUGGUUUACGGGGGGGGGGGGGGGGGGGGGGGGUUGAACCUUGAAUAUUGGAACCUGAGGCAUGAGAGCCUUUUUGCACAACUAUUAGGCUAUUUCCCUUCCCCCAAAGUGAUUCUUUUUUUUUUUUUUUUUUAUAACAAGCCACACCAUAUCCUUCAUCUAUUCAUAUCUAUCCAGUUGAUCUUCAGCUUACUUAAAGACUAUAUUCCUUAAGGUUAGCAAGCCCACACUUUCCUACCUCCCUCAUUGAAGCUUUAGGUACUGCUCAUAUGGCUCCAUUGCUCCUAUUAAAAAUGCCAGUCAUUGCUGCCUCACACUUUUGUGCUCAUGCUCUGUCUGCCUCGAUGUUUUACAAACACAUACACACACAGACUUAUUCCUUCAGUCCUACUCAGGCAUGAAUAUAUAGCAUGUCUAUAUUUGUGCACAGUACUUGUUCAACACUUCAUUGUGAUCAUACUUGGCUAAGCAACUAUUUAAUGCUUAUUUUACUAUACUGAAAUAUGAACUCCAUGAGGGUAGACAUUUUGUUUUGCCUGUUGAAUCAGAAAUGUCAGCCUCGCUAUUAAGCAGUCAGUAAAUAUUUAACAUACAAAAUACUAUUUAUUUUUUGAAAACAUCUUUAACAGCUAGAUUUUUAUAAUUCUCUAAAGUAACAUUGGAUUUACAUCAGAACUGUAUAUUUUAAGCCAUUAAUAAAGGUAACCAAAUUAUUUGAAAUUACUCCCAGUGGCAAAAUGAUAGUAGGAUUUGGGAAGUAAUCUUAAUUGUGAUAGAUUCUGUAUGAUGAUAAGUAUAACUAACACAACCUAGCUUAGUUUAUUUUAUAACUAGACCUGCCAAAAAUUUGAACAUAUUCCUAGCUAGAAACAUUGUGUAAUUUCAUUUAUGUACUAUCCAACCAAACCAUACAUUUGCUAAAAUAAUUCAGUCAAAAUCACCAAUGUGUAAAUGUCAUGCAGAUAUAAAUUUGGAAUUGAAUGAUAAUGGAAAGAAAAGAUUUGGAGGCUAAGGUAAUUCAGGAAACAAAAUGAUUAAAGAUAAUCUUACUAAAUAUGAUUACAUUAUCAGAAAUUAUUAUUACAAAAAUGUCUGCUGUAAAAGUUCAAGAAUUAUAAGCACAUAAAAUACUUUAGUAGGACUUAACAAUCAAAAAAACCUGACAGCAUAAUUUCUCCUUCAUUCAAAAUAUGAACUCAGGACAUCUCAAAUAGUCACUAAUAAGUAGUGAGCUAUACAGUAUCUUAUAAUUUGUGUUAAUUAGCCUGAUCAAUUUAAACUGUGAGAAAAUCUUAAUCUUAAAAAAAAAAAAAGCAGCUGUUUUCAAGUGUUUUCUUUAUAAGCCAAAUUAAGGUACUGCUACUUCUGUGUUUAGAGUAUUUUCAGUAGACUUUUCAUUUUUCAUGUUAUUUAUUGAUCAUAGAAUUUAUUUUGUACUAUAAGAAGAAUGUGGCAACCUGAUUUUCCUCUCUCUUAACAUAUUUACAUUUUUGCCUGUCCAUAUAGCAUCCUAUUCUUAGUUUCUGAAGAAAAGGUGGCCUUCCUUCCUACCCCCCCCAGUAUCAUUCUAUUGAGGAAAUGUUGACGUACAGGAUUUUUGUUGUCACAAAAGUACUUGCUACAUUUCACCCUUAGCCAAACCAUCAUCUUGUUUCACUAUAGGAACUUGAGUUCCCCAGUCCUCCGUUGCCCCUUCUGAAUAUCUUAAUGUGGUGAUAAAAAUUAUAGUCUUUUGAGGAUUUACCCUGUAUUGUCCUUUGUUUAGUUUCCUAGAUCUAUCUUCUUCUGACUUAUGUAGUAUGAUUUCCUUUAGUUCCAUCCAUGUUGUAGCCAAGAAUUUAUCAUUAUUAAUUAUUACCACCGUGUAAUAUUUCAUUACUUACAUAUGCCAUUUUUUUUCUUUUACAAAUCAUUUUAUUUGGAUAAUGGUUUAUAGUACAGUUGUUGAAACAUGGGUACAAUUUCUCAUCUCCGUGUGACAGAUGUCUGCAAAAAAUUCUCACCUCCAAUAUAUAUCCUUUCCAUCCUCAUGCACUAGGAGUCCUUUGCUUUGGUGCAAUGUACCACACCAAAUCCAAGUUUCACCCUGUGUUUUUUUCUUUCUUUCAUUGUUUCUUAACUUCUGUCUGUAAUUGAGAUCACUUUGUAUUCAUCCUUUUUUUUUUUUUUUUAACCAGAUCACUGAUCAGCUCUGGUUUAUGGUGGUGCAGGGGAUUGAACGUGGGACUUCAAAGCCUCAGGCAUGACAGUCUGUUUGCAUAACCAUUAUGCUAUCUACCCCCUUUUUUUCUUUUUAGCUUAUCUCAGUUAACAUGAUUCAAUAUUCAUCCAGGAUGAGGCAAAGGAGAUGAUUUCAUCAUUUUUAAUAGUAUUCUGUGAGUUCUAUAAAAUAUUUAAGAAAGAGCUACACCUGUACUUUUCAAGCUCUUCCAGUGACUUUUCUAUUUAAGCUUUACUUCAAACCCACACAGUGGAUUCUUUCAUCUCUCACAGCUAUAUUCUCACAGCAUAGUUUAAUGCUUCUUUUCUUUGUAUAAAAUUGGGAAAUGUCCACUAAAAGUGCUUUUUGUCCUUUUCUUCACAUUCAAAAUUAUAAAAUGCCUCCAUCUCCCCUCUUCCCAGCCAUUCAUUAGCUUAUCAAGCUCUCUUCACCUUCUACUAUUUUCUUAAUGACAUUCUGGGGAAAAAUGACCAGAGAUAUUCUCUCAUAACAAAUCUAAUAUUCUUCGUUCCCAUCUUGCUUGACCUUUUUGUAAACUAUCUUCACCACACCCUUAAAGCACACAGCUUUAAGCCUUCUGUGGUAAAUGAAAUAAUUCUCUAACGUUGGUAUUUUCCCAGGCUUAACUCACGUUCAUUUGGCACUAUUUUCUCACAUUGAUCUCAUCUGUACUCACAGCUUCAGCUUUCUCUCAUGCUACCUAAAUGCUUUUUGUAGUCUGGUUCUUUAAUGGCAUUAUCAUUUACAUUUUACUUUUUCCCCCUCAUACCAAGUUACAUUUUACUUUUUCUCCCUCUCAUCAAGUUCUUUUGUUUCCUAAAAGUUUCCUGUAUUUUUCCCCUUUUUAAAUUUCUGCUGCUUUUACAGUAUAGUUCUUUAUUCUUUCCCUCCUAACAUGAAUCUUUUUCAUAUGCUCCGGUUAAAAAAUAUAUCGCCACGUCUGUGUAAACAGCUUAACUGGUAGAGCAUCAGACUUACAUACCUUUAGUUUCUAUUUGACCACAGUACUACAUGUACCAGAAUGAUGUUCUGGCAUUCUUUUUCCCUCUGUCUCUUAUGUAAUAAAUAUUUUCAGCAAUAAUGUUGCCCUUGCCCUCUUAGGCCCUAUUAUAUGGUCAACAUUCUAUGGGGAAAAAAAUUUUUUUUCAGGCCACUGGGCCUCCCUGCUUUUUAUACUAUCCACUCUGUCUCUGCUCUUCUACAGCUAAAGACAUGCUUUAAUGUGCCACCUCUGUGUUCUGGUUUUUCUCCAUAAUAAAUCUUUAAAAAAUAAUAAUAAAGGGGGAAGUCGGGUGGUAGCGCAGCAGGUUAAGCACAGGUGGCACAAAGCACAAGGACUGGUGUAAGGAUCCCAGUUCGAGCCCCCGGCUCCCCACUUGCAGGGGAGUCACUUCACAUGCGGUGAAACAGGUCUGCAGGUGUCUUUCUCUCUCCCUGUCUUCCCCUCUCUCCAUUUCUCUCUGUCCUAUCCAACAACGACAUCGGUAACUACAAUAAAACAAGGGCAACAAAAGGGAAUAAAUAUUAAAAUAAUAAUAAAGGACAUAUUCUUUAAACUACAUCUUGGGGCUGAGCAGUGGCACACCCCAGAGUGUACACAUUACAGUGCUUAGGUUCACCUACGGGGGGGAAUCUUUAUAAGCAGUGAUGUAAUACUGCAAGUCUCUCUCUUCCCCCUCUGUCUUCCCCUCCUUUCUCAAAUUUUCUGUCCUAUACAAUUAAAAAAAAGGCCGCCAGGAGCAAUGGAUUUGUAGUGCAGGCAUCCAGCCCCAGCGAUAAUCCUGGAGAAAAAAAAAUAAACUGCCCUUUCCCUCCUAUAGUAGGUAGAUAGUUAUCGUUAUUAGGAUUAUUUAAUAUCCUGUGAUGUUACUUCUCUCUGCUGUAUGUGGAACGUUUAACUUCAGAUAUCCUGCCAUACAUUUCCUCAGCACCUUACUUUUGUAGACACUUAAGUACCCAAUCACAUACCCACAUUUUGUGUGGCUAAUAUGCAAAUGUACCAUGUUAGGUGUUAGAAAUGGUAGAGAUGAGUAAGGCGGUAGUGCAGCGGGCUAAGCGCACGUGGUGCAAAGCGCAAGGACCAACGUAAGGAUCCUGGUUCGAGCCCCCAGUUCCCCACCUGCAGGGGAGUCGCUUUACAGGUGGUGAAGCAGAUCUGCAGGUGUCUUUCUCUUCCCCGUCUCUGUCUUCUCCUCCUCUCUCCAUUUCUCUCUGCCCUGUCCAACAGUGACAUCAGUAACAACCACAAUAAUAACUUCAACAAUAGAACAAGGGCAACAAAAGGGAAUAAAUAUUAAUAAAAAAAUUUAAAAAAAUAAACGGUAGAGAUGAAUGAAACAGAACUCAUCUUAGAAUAUUUUGAGGACUAACACCAGCUAAGUACAUAAUGUAGACCAAUUUCAAAUUUACAGCUUGAUGAAUUUUUUAUAUAAUAUAAACAGUUAUUUCCAGCACCCCAGAAGUUUCCUUCAUACCCCUUGACAAUCUAGCUGAUCCUAAAAACCAUUCUUCAGAGUUCUGUUAUUAGAACCUACUACUUUAAUAGCCAUUUAAAUCGGAAUUGUACUCCCAUACUCAAAACCUUAGUGAACAGAAACAACUGGAUCACUGAUUUUUAACCUUAUCCUUAAAAAAAAAAAAACUUUCUUCCCAUCUUAAUAGCAACUUGGAAUUGAUGAUCCAAGCUGGGUAGUACCAAAACUUAUUUACUAAGGGAUUAAAUAAAUUACUGUGUGUUGGAAGGUAGCAUGAAGAAAUAAGAGACUAGAGAAUUUUUUAGAACAUCUAGGUUCAGGUAUUUCUACCACUUAAUUGUUACUUAUUUAUUAGCACAUCACACUUUCUGUGCACCUGUCUCUUCAGAUAUUAAAUACAGAUAAUACCAAGCCUACCUACCUCAUAAGGUAUGUUGUGUUAAAUAUGAUCAUGCAGAAGAAACAGUAUAAUGCUAGUCAGAUUUUAUUAAUAAACCAAGAUUUGAAUUCUGUGGCUCUGUAAUCCAAACACAUCUAUCUUUCUAUGGAUUAGAUCUUACUAAGAACUUUUAGAGAGGCCAGGCAGUGGUGCACCUAGUUAAGUGUACAUAAUAUAGUGUACAAGCACCCGCUUUCAAGCCCCUGGUCCCCACCUGCAGGGGUGAAGUUUCACCAGUGGUGCAGGUAUCUAUCUCUAGUGCCUCUAUCUCCCCCACUUCUCUCAUUUUUCUCCCUGUCUCUAUGCAAUAAUGAUUUUGUUAAAGGACUUUUAGAUAUGUUUCUCUAGUGUGACUAGAUAUUGAGGACUUUUAGUUGACCUGCUUGAGGACUUUUAUUUGACCUGAUACUCACCAGAACUAUUUUCAUCUGGAUAUGGUCAAGUGAAGAUAUGGUCAGUUACUGACUUCCAUUUCUGAAAUUUUGUGAGUCUUACUUGUUUGUUUUAGAAAGUUGGACAUGAAUUGACAAUAGUUUGACUAAAUACUAUAGCGAAUGAAGUCACUAAAAUUUUGUUUUCAGAAAUUUGAGUAUAAAAAGCACAAAAUGAUAAUGAUACUUGUGCAUCACAUGUAAUAGAAAUUUUCAUGUUAUUCAACAUUGUAAGCCCAGGAUUGGGAAGCUACUCAGAUAAAUGUAUGGUUUGUCUAUACCUAAUAUGCCCUUGUUUAUCAGAAACUUAGUUAAAUUAGUACUUUAAUAAAUACAUCUCUGCAGAGUUUAAGGCACAGACUUGACAUGUGGUAACACCAAAUCUCCAAAGUAAUCAUGUCUAAUUUUUUUCAUGCAGUCAAAAAAAGUUAUGACAAUUCUCAUUAGAAAAAUAGGUAUUUUAAAACAAUUUUUUCUAUUUUAAAUGUGGCUUUAGGAGAACUAUCACAUGCUAGUAAUUACCCUUGUAAAUAGAUAAGAUUUAUCAUGCUCUAAUAUUUUUCCCACUGGUAUCCACAAACUGUUUAGUAUUAUAUUAGACUUUGCAAAAUUUAAAGAGUUACAAAUAAAAGUUACUAGCUAUCUAAUACAUAAUAAUUAGUGCAAAAUGUUGGUGCUUCAACAAAUCUAGUUUCCAAAUAUGCAAGCAGAUAAAUAGCAUUCAUCUUCUUAAACCUUAUAAUCUAUAAUUAACCAUGAAACAGCUGGAGUACUUGGAAUCUAUUUGUGAAAUUCAGUCCAGGAAAGGUCAUUUGUUGACACACCUGAUUUUAUUGGAUAAUUAGUGGAUAACUAUUACAGUUUAGAUAGUUUUUAGAUGAGAGAGAAAGGAAAGCAGAGCAUAUGGGAAAUGGGCAUUUUUAAAUGCAUAGUUCAGACUCUUUAGAGAUAGGUGACUUCGGUUUUAAAAGAAUGUACUGCUGACUGUGAGUCCAGAUCCCUGCAGAAUAGCACUAUCUUUUUUUUUUUUUUUAACUGUACUAAAUAUUUUUAUAUGUUGGAUGACUGAAAUGAAUUUUGAGGCACAGAAGAAACUGAUUAUGAAGUUCUCAGGUAUACUGAUCACUUACUUAAUGUUAAAUGUGGUAUCAUGAUGCAAUCUUUUUUUUUAAAGGGCCAAAAGGCCCUUUAUUGUACAGAUUAUUUUGUUACCUUUGUAAAAAUAUCUUUGUAUAUUGGUUUGUCUUGAUAACAUAAUAAAUGAACACAAUUAUAAAACCCUUACUAAAAA